This is a messenger RNA of Telopea speciosissima, 1451 nucleotides long. Its product is annotated as ethylene-responsive transcription factor 3-like. Gene Ontology annotation, molecular function: DNA-binding transcription factor activity; DNA binding. The record is from RefSeq and is a predicted model, not a curated record. Lineage: Eukaryota; Viridiplantae; Streptophyta; Magnoliopsida; Proteales; Proteaceae. Gene Ontology annotation, biological process: regulation of DNA-templated transcription. Bases 203 to 949 code for a protein of 248 amino acids. The transcript has a single exon.
AUAAUCUCCCAUCUUUCUCACCAUAUCCUCUUCUUCCUUUUGAUCUUUUUGAUUUGUUAAUCCAAUUUUGUAUAUAUAUGAACAUGUCAUUCAUCUUUAUUAAGAUCUCAUCCUGAGGAUCUGAAAGAGCAGAUUUAACCUCUUUUCGGUGGUCAACUUGUUCACAUCUCUUGCGAUCUCACCGGCGCCCUUUGCCGAGGCCAUGCGGAAAGGAAGAGGAACCGCAGCGGCAACGGUAACGGCAACGGCAACGGCGGCGGCGGGGACUAUCGGAUCAGGGGGAGGAGGAGGAGGGACAAGAAACAUCGGAAAGGAGAUGAGAUUCAGAGGCGUACGGAAGAGACCGUGGGGUAGAUUCGCAGCGGAGAUCAGAGACCCUUGGAAGAAGACACGUGUUUGGCUCGGUACCUUUGAUUCAGCCGAAGACGCCGCUCGUGCUUACGAUGCCGCCGCUCGCACCCUCCGUGGUCCGAAGGCUAAGACCAACUUCCCUCUCGACCCUUUCUCUUCAACCCCUCCUCCGCCUCCUCCUACGGGUGACCCUCCUCCUGCUUCCGCUGGUGCUCCCCUUCACCUUUCCUUUCGAUAUAACAGCCCCAACGACCUUAACUACCCUCACCAGCAUCAACAGCCUCCUCUGCCUCAGAGGCCUACGACUAGCAGUCUAAGCAGCACCGUCGAGUCCUUUAGCGGGCCCAAGUUAUCGUCGUCCACUCCGACUCCGGUUGUUGUUGCCAGGUCGCACCACCGCCGGCGGCAUCCUCCCUCACCGCCUGUCCUCCCUGACGAUUGCCACAGCGACUGUGACUCUUCUUCAUCGGUUAUUGACGAUGUUGAUAUUGCCUCUUCCUCCUGCCGCAGACCCUUGCCUUUCGAUCUCAAUCUCAUGCCCUUGGAUGAUGUUGACGUCGCCGGUGACGAUUUCCAGAGAACGGCUUUAUGCCUUUGAUUGAUGCUUCCAAGGAUUUCUGCAUCAUCUGGGUUGGCUUCAAUUCUUUAUCUUUCUUUUUUUUUUUUUUUUUUCCAGCUCUGCUGAUCUCUCUUUCUUAUCUCUUACUUAAUAGAGAAAGAUAGGAAAUGAGAUAAUAGUUUAUCUUGCCAAUGCAUCUUUCGCUUGGUCGGGGGAAUUGAUCAGGAUUGGGUUCCUCCCCCUCUUCCCCUCUCCCCCCCCCCCCCCCUUUUUUUUUCCUUUCCCUCUUUUUCGAUUUUUCCCCAGUUUUUUCUUUGCUAGAUUUUAUGUGAAUUAUUAGUGUAUGAGCUUCUCCGAUCUGGGGCUUUCUUCAACUUCAUGGGCUUAAAAGCUGGUGUGUAUUGUUGACGUUUAGGUCAUGGUGGGGGGAGAUCAGAUCUGGCCUGGAGUUUUGGUCUGCUUGAUCUAUCUUACCCAUCUUUUGUACAAAAGAAAAAAGAGAAAAAUCUAAUUCAAUGAAUGAGAUAGAGAAAUUUGAAUC